UAUAUAAUUAUUCAGCGUCACCUGCUUAAAAAGAAUGUCACUUGGCCAUAUGACCACAGCCUUGUCGUUUGCUCAUCUUGCUCAGUCAUACAUCGGCAAAAUUUACAGUUAAGAAGAACAACUACUGGUAUAUUAGCUGCUACAGAACCAGAAAAACGAUCGGAGAAAUCGCUAGAAAAGACUCAAAUUUUUUCUCGGGCAGGUCGAAAGAUCGGGUUUCUUCCCUUAACCUGUGUUUUUGGGCUAGAGAAAUAGUUCUUCGAGAAAAAUGAAGCGAGGUUACGAAGAUACUUCUUCCUCAUCUCCGCCUCCGGGAAAGCAAUUGAAAACUAGUGAAAACGAUAAUACACAGAAGCUUGCGCAGAAAGUUGCGGAACACUAUAGUAAACGCACUAACCAAACCCUAGAGGAGAGAGAAGCUAGUCCUAUCAUUCACUUGAAGAAGCUUAACAAUUGGAUCAAAAGUGUAUUGAUUCAGCUUUACACUCGACAAGGCGAUGUUGUUUUGGACCUUGUGUGUGGAAACGGAGGUGACUUGAUCAAAUGGGAUAAAGCAAAAGUUGGAUAUUAUGUCAGUGUUGAUAUUGCUGAUGGAUCGAUAGAAGAUUGCAGGACUCGAUACAAUUGCGAGACAGAUCCGUUAUACAGAAGAAAAAAAUUCUCAUUUCCAGCACGCCUGAUAUGUGCAGAUGCUUACGAGGUCCGUUUGGAUGAGGAAUUAAAGCAUGAUGCACCCUUUGAUAUAUGCAGCUGCCAGUUUGCCUUGCACUACUCUUGGUCAACAAAGGAACGUGCACGGCGAGCUUUGUUAAAUGUAUCUACAUUGCUUCGUCCAGGAGGCACUUUUGUUGGUGUUAUGCCGGAUGCAAAUGUGAUUGUUAGAAAGCUACGUAAAGCUGAUGGGCUUAAGUUUGGGAAUAGUGUUUAUUGGAUAUCUUUUGACGAGAAAUAUGCUCAGAAGCAGAAGUUCAAGUUAUCAAAUCCUUAUGGGAUUCAGUAUACGUUUCACCUUGAGGAUGCAGUUGAUUGCCCGGAAUGGCUUGUACCCUUUCAUAAAUUCAAAGAACUAGCAGAAGAGUAUGAGCUGGAGCUCGUUUUUAAGAAGAAUUCACAUGAAUUUGUGCACGAAUACUUAAAAAAACCAGAAUUUGCAGAAUUGAUGCAGAGAUUAGGUGCUCUUGGUGACGGAAGUGGUGAUGAAAAGACACUAUCAGAAGAUGAAUGGGAUGCAGCAUACCUGUAUUUGGUGUUUGUCUUAAGAAAGAGGGAUCCUAUGGCAGUUUUGUGCAUUUUGGAAAUCAGGAUCAAUAACUUGUGCAUUCAUGUUUAGUGGAUCAAUAAUAUGUGAAGUUGCUCCUGGUUUAUGUAAUGUGACUAGGGAUAUGAUAUUAUAAGGUAUACAGGUGGAUGGAGAUGUUGACAUAUGGCACACAUCCCUUAAGUUAGUCAUAUCGGGUCAUGCGAAUAAUUUAAGUAAUUAAUUAUAUUAGGAGUUGAGUAGGCCUUCAUUAGGAUUUACCCUUUUAUUGUAUUAUUCGGAGGUAUAUAUAAAGGAAGGUGAUUAUCAUUGUGAGAUGUGUGAAUUAUGAUAUUGUAUUUGAGACCUCUUGGAGAUAGCAUGGAGUGGCUUUUUCGUAAGGAGUAUUGUAUGGUGCUACCCUACCUUAAGGGUUUACUCUUGUAGAGUUGUAAAUUGUAACCCCUUACAAUUUCACACUGCUCUUUGGGCCCUUGCUUAAGUGUGCCUUCUCCUAUGUCA
Cryptomeria japonica (Japanese cedar) is the source of this 1759-nucleotide messenger RNA. Its product is annotated as mRNA cap guanine-N7 methyltransferase 1. Gene Ontology annotation, molecular function: mRNA 5'-cap (guanine-N7-)-methyltransferase activity. Gene Ontology annotation, biological process: 7-methylguanosine mRNA capping. The transcript is spliced from 13 exons. The coding region runs from base 269 to 1330 and encodes 353 amino acids. Gene Ontology annotation, cellular component: nucleus. Lineage: Eukaryota; Viridiplantae; Streptophyta; Pinopsida; Cupressales; Cupressaceae. The record is from RefSeq and is a predicted model, not a curated record.